Messenger RNA from Priapulus caudatus, 1254 nucleotides. RefSeq names its product translation initiation factor eIF-2B subunit alpha-like. Gene Ontology annotation, cellular component: eukaryotic translation initiation factor 2B complex. Lineage: Eukaryota; Metazoa; Priapulida; Priapulimorpha; Priapulimorphida; Priapulidae. Gene Ontology annotation, biological process: translational initiation. Gene Ontology annotation, molecular function: guanyl-nucleotide exchange factor activity; translation initiation factor activity. The record is from RefSeq and is a predicted model, not a curated record.
ACGAUUCUUCUGCACUCCAAGUCUGGCGUGGUGCUGAACACGCUAGAGGAGGCGGCGAGGCAUAACAAGCGCUUCCAGGUUUACAUCACACAGUCGUUACCCGAUCGCAGCGGCGAAGCGAUGAAGAAACGACUGGACGAAGCUAACAUACCCUGCACUCUCAUACUGGACAGCGCAGUUGGAUAUAUCAUGGAGAAGGUGGACUUUGUAUUAGUCGGCGCAGAAGGAGUUGUAGAAAGUGGAGGUAUUAUAAAUCAGAUAGGUACCUACACACUAGCGAUAUGCGCUGCACAGAUGAAUAAACCACUGUAUGCCCUUGUUGAGAGUUUCAAGUUUGUGCGCCUCUACCCACUCAACCAGCAAGAUGUUCCGAACGACUUCAAGUAUUCGUCGUCUAUCCUGGACUCGCAGUCGGAGCUGGACGAGGCUCACCCACAGGUGGACUACACGCCACCCUCCUUCAUCACACUGCUGUUCACAGACCUGGGUGUGCUCACCCCGUCGGCCGUCAGCGACGAGCUCAUCAAGCUCUACUUAUAACGACUACAUCUCGAACGCUGCUACGAAGCUCUCAUGCACAGCUGACGAUCGGCGCGCAGAGUGGUCCGUCGAUGAUGCUGGGAUAUAAAGUCAGGGUAUUCCCCGUAGCACUUACAGCCUGGCAUGCCACGCCAGAUACUGGUUAGCUGUCUUUGUGGUUGUUUUUUUUGACGGGCAAGGGCAGGAUUUAAUAACGAUAUAGAGAGAUGUGGUGAUUGCUUGUAUGAGCGAGCUGUAGAUUUGUAUAUAUUAAUGUUUCAUUGUCUCCGUGUGUUGUAGUAUCUCUUUAAUGUGUAGCGAUUCGAAGGGGAAGCAUAUCUCGGCAGGCGUUUUUACAUUCUCUCCGUGCAGUCUAAACUCAUUGCGUGAAAAAUUUCUCAACGUGUUGGUUAUAAAGACAUGCAAAUAUAUUUUGAGAUACUGCUAUCUAUACAGAAUUUGGUUCGUUUUGCCUACUGAGACGUAUUUAAUGGAAUAAUAUUCUUCAGGUACAGUGGUUAUAGUUAUUUCAAUCGGUUACAAAAUGAGAUGCGUAUUUUGUUAUAAUGCACCAAUUGCCAUUGCAGCCAAAUGCAGCAAACUAGAUGGAAAAGGAGAAAUAAUGUCACUGGUCAGACAGAAUUCUUACUAAAAACAUCACCAUGGAAACUGUUUCGAUUCAACUUUUAAUAUCGUUCAAAUAGACAAUAUAUACACAUUAUAUUUGCAAAUGGG